CGUUCUUCUUCUUUUUAACAACAAAAUAGAUUCCUCAGUGUGUUUUAUUGUCAAAUAAAAAAUCCAUGCUUUGUGUAAAUCUGAACUUGAUAAGAACAUUUAAUAAUACUUUCUUCUUUUUUAAAGUGUCAAAUUUUAAUCUAAAUAGAAAUUUACAUUCCUUGUAAAUAUUUCAAGUGGUGACUGAGAAGCACUCUUGUUCCUGCAGACCAACUGCAUAAGAUGGACAGAAAUCUCCACACCUUUUUUUCUUGUGUUCCCAUUCCCCCCUCAGCCAUGAGAGCAGAUUUCUUUUCCCUCCUCCAAUCGGCAUAGCAACCAGGCUGAAGCUCCAGUUCACGUCCAGAAAGCGAUUCUCCUGCAGCCUUCAGACAUUCUUGCUGCUUCAAUCCUGGUUUUUCACUUUUCUCCAACGUAAUUCGCCUUUUUUUUCUCAACCCAUCCAUGUCCAUCCUCUGAACAGUAAAAACAUAAAGUGGCUUGAGUUCAAACUAGAUCAUAUGAAUCAUAAUUUACAUUCUAAGCUUAUUAUUUCCACUGUGAGCUGUUUAAAAAUGGAUUUUCCAUCAGAAGGAAAGCCACUUCUGUGACUGUGUCACAGUGAAAAUCUACAUCCCAGGUAACUCCCCCCUCCUUUUGGCUGAAGGUGGGUUUGUUUGUCCAGGGGUUUAAUAUUUAGCCACAAGUAUUUGGUUUUACAACCAGUCAGCCGGCAUCUCUUUCAGAUGUGUAAACACGUAGGGCUUUAACUGGACCUGCUCAGGGGAACUCGCCGCUCACUCCAUCAGUGAUUUGCAAAUGUGAGCUAAAGGUUUUCCAACAACGGAGUAAAAAAAUAAAAAAAAUAAAAAAAUAUGGGACCUUGUACAGCAGCGGUCAACGGCUCGAAGGACAAGAAAGCCCCAGAGAGCUGUGGGGGCCCAGCCAGACCUCGGCUGAGAAGCAGCAGCGAUGGAAGCAUCUGGACCAGGAGACCCGUUGGUGCACACGGCUGCUCCUCCUGCUUGGUGCUGUCCAACCCCAAAUCAGUUCUGAAAAGACCAGUGAGCACGGAGGAGCUGCAGACACCAGGAGGCCCCUACAUGAAGAAAACCUUCACAAUUGUAGGGGAUGCAGUGGGUUGGGGGUUUGUGGUCCGAGGAGCCCGGCCGUGUUACGUCCAGGCCGUGGAGCCCUGUGGCCCUGCGGCUGCUGCAGGAAUGAAGGUUCGCCAGUUUGUGGUGUCAGUUAACGGCCUGAACGUUCUAGACAUGGAUUACCGCACCGUCAGCCACCUGAUCCUGACAGGGCCCAGGACGGUGGUGAUGGAGGUGAUGGAGGAGACGGACAACUGAGGAAGGGAUGCAGACGGCAGCAGAGUCAAAUCUGUGACUGACGCACUGGAGGUGAUGCCAAAAGUCCACCUUUUUUUUUUAAAUCCCCCCCUUUUCCCUUCAUUUGCAGGGUCAAGGAGACCUGACUCACCUGAGAGUCUGUUCAUUCUUUUUUUUUUUUUUUCUGAAUCUGGACUCAGUAACUCCAUUCAGAGGCAGACCUCAACUUUGCUAACAUUUCGUUAUUUCGCUGAUGUCAUCCAGUGACAUCAGAGAGCCUUCCGCUCUCAGCUGCACAAACACAACCAUUACCUGAGAAUUCACACACGGCCGCACACGCGUCCAAAAGCACACAUCCUUCUAGCUCCACCUCCUUUUCUUGCGUUUACCUUUCCAUCCACUCCUGCCUUGUUCCUGGAAAAGACGUGCGGCGGUGGGGAAAGAGCAUUAUUUAUGUAAGCAGGGUUUUAUUUUAAAACUGGGCUUUUUUUUGUACAUUUUGUUUGUUUUAAGAUGUAGCUUUCUUUUUUUUCUGUAAAAUAUGCAUCCUUUGUGGUCAGUAAUGUUUUUACUCUUCUGUUUGGGUAAAAAUAUACAUUUAAAUGCUCAUUUUUCAUUAAAAAGCAGAUCAUUACUCACAUUUUAAGGGGACUCUUGGUGUGAAGCAUCAUCCAGAUGCUUUGCAUUUGUUGCAUUUGUACCAGUGACACUUUUUUUCUGAUGCAGAAAGGUUACAUAAGGUCUGUAGUGAGCAAUUGUGCACAUUGUUUUAUGCAGACAGGUCCUAAAAUUAUUUGCACUUCUUCUCUGCGAAAAUUUUAAGACACUUGCAAAAAUACUUUAAAUUCAACAAACUAUAAAACAACUAAAGAUAACUAAAUUAAAAAAUGUGAAAUUAAAUAGGAGAAUCAAAGCAAAUUUUAUUGAAUUUAAUGUUUAAUGUAUGUUUUAUUUCCCGUCCUGAAAUUUUUCAUUUUGUAUGAGUUCUCCUUUUGUAAAGUCAUUUUUCAAAGCUAACUUUAAAUUAUACAUCUUUAAAACUGUUUACUUGAAAAGUUUGUCCAUUUGUCAGACUAAACUUUCAUUAAUUGUGUAAAAAAAAUAAAUAAAUGACUCCUCGAUUA
Molecule: messenger RNA, 2437 nt
Organism: Oryzias latipes (Japanese medaka)
Lineage: Eukaryota; Metazoa; Chordata; Actinopteri; Beloniformes; Adrianichthyidae
Product: DEP domain-containing mTOR-interacting protein
Biological process (GO): G protein-coupled receptor signaling pathway; regulation of signaling; positive regulation of GTPase activity
Cellular component (GO): plasma membrane
Molecular function (GO): protein binding; GTPase activator activity; guanyl-nucleotide exchange factor activity
Source: RefSeq, a predicted model, not a curated record